AUGUAUGAUUUGUAUGAUAUUGCAAAGACUUCAAAAUAUCACACUUUUUUAACAAAAAAAAUCGUUAUCAAAAUUAAAAUGUUGUAUUUACGCCAUAGUAUUAUGUCACUUCCUAAAUGUGUGCGCCUUAUAUCUCAAUUUAAAUUGCCGAAGACAGACUGUGUUCCUUACACACCGCCUCGUAAAGUGAUAGACCCUAAAUUAUGCGCGCGCCGUGAUCGUGGACUUGUUCUUGGAGUUUAUUUUAACGAGAAUGUUGAUUCUGAACCCGCUAUUCUCACUGCUAGUGGUCAGAAGUAUGAUGCGGAAAUUUCCGGAAAAUUGUGGUCAAUGUUAAAACUUACUCCGAUACCAAAACUUGGGGAAACUAGAGUAUUUUAUGACUUGGAUCCAAAGUAUGCUUUUGUCGCUGUCGCUGGACUCGGUAGUGAAUGCUUAAGCUAUAGCCAAAUCGAGCAACUGGAUGAGACCAAGGAAGCUAUAAGAAUAGCAUCUGCUGCUGGAGCAAAAGCACUGCAACCUUUCAACCCUAAAAAUAUUGACAUUGAGUCCUUCGGGAACGCUGAGGCGGCUGCUGAGGGAGCAAACCUCGCAAUAUGGCAAUUUAAAGAAUAUAAAUCAAUUAAACACAAAACAAUCGUUCCAAAUCCAAUUUUGCAUCUUUAUGAUGACUGCGAUUUUGAUAGUUGGAAAAUAGGCUCACUGAAAGCUGAAGCACAGAAUCUUGCGAGAUAUUUACAAGAAAUGCCAGCAAAUAUUUUAAACCCAACUAAGUUUGCUAAAAUAGCUGUGGAUCUUUUAUGCGAUUUAGAUAUAAAUGUUGAGGUAAAAACAAAGGGCUGGGCGGAAAAGCAUGAAAUGGCUGGAUUUGUAUCCGUCGGAAAGUCAUCGAUCCAGCCACCAUUGUACGUCGAAAUUAGUUAUUACGGUGCCGAUGAAUGUACUCGGCCAAUAGUAAUGAUUGGUAAAGGAGUAACCUUUGAUAGCGGAAGCUUAGACCUAAAGAGCCCGAGUGAAUUGAGAUACAUGAAAGGCGACAUGGCCGGGGCAGCUUGCGUAGUGGCGAUAACGAGAGCCGCGGCCAGGCUCAAACUUCCCAUUAACAUCAGAGGUAUCCUACCGUUAUGCGAACUGAUGCCUAAUGGAAACAGUCCCAAAUUUGGUGAUGUUAUAUCCAGUGCAACCGAGAAAUCAAUUCGAAUAAGAAUGCCAUCACGCGAAGGUCGAUUACUCAUAGCAGACAGUCUAGUUUAUGCACGAAAUUUCUGGCCCAAAUUUAUCAUCGAUAUAGGAACUAUGUCAAAAGAAUUAUUACAUUUUCUCGGUGGAGCGGCGUGCGCUUGUUACACAAACUCCGAUGACUUGUUCCACGACUUAGAGGCAGCGAGCUGUUACACUGGUGACAGAAUAUGGAGAAUGCCACUAUGGAGAUUUUAUGAGGACCGCGUAAGGAAUUGUAAAACUGCGGACGUCGGAAAUACUGGACUCGAGGAAUACGGAGACUCGGCCAACUGUGCCGCAUUCUUGAAACAGUUUAUACACGACAGCCAGUGGGUGCACCUGGACACUUACAAUGUAGCCUAUACAAAAGGAUAUGACUACCCGUACCUGAACCGCGGCAUGACCGGCCGCCCCACCAGGACCGUCAUAGAGCUUCUCAACCAAAUGGUGGCGAAGUCUAAAUUAUAACGUAUUUAGUAUCUAAAUAACAUUUGUGUAGUAAUAUCGUUCGUAACCUAUUGCCUAUCUAGGUACAUUUUGGAUUUAUAUAUUUGGCAAAUAAUAAACCUUUAAACAAUU
Molecule: messenger RNA, 1800 nt
Organism: Trichoplusia ni (cabbage looper)
Lineage: Eukaryota; Metazoa; Arthropoda; Insecta; Lepidoptera; Noctuidae
Gene: S-Lap
Product: cytosol aminopeptidase-like
Exons: 2
Coding region: 1-1689 (562 amino acids)
Biological process (GO): proteolysis
Cellular component (GO): cytoplasm
Molecular function (GO): manganese ion binding; metalloaminopeptidase activity
Source: RefSeq, a predicted model, not a curated record